AAAAAAAAAUUGAAACAAAUGGGAGAAGAAAGCACAUCAAAUUCCAAAAGUGAUGAUAAUAGUAAUGGAACUAAUAAUAAUGGAAGCUAUGAAUCACCAGUUAUAUUGAAUGUGUAUGAUCUUACACCUGCAAAUCAGUAUACUGUUUGGUUUGGCUUUGGAAUCUUUCAUUCUGGUAUUGAAGUUCAUGGUAUGGAAUAUGGAUAUGGAGCGCAUGACUUUCCCAUAAGUGGCGUGUUUGAAGUGGAACCUAAGAGCUGCCCUGGUUUCAUCUACAGAUGUUCAGUUCCAUUGGGUCGUAUUAAGAUGCCUCCCUCUGAAUUUCAGGCAUUUCUUGAGAAUGUGGCUUCAGAGUAUCACGGGGAUACUUAUCACCUCAUCUCCAAGAACUGUAACCAUUUCACAGAUGACAUAGCACAGAGACUAACAGGGAAAGGGAUUCCUGGAUGGGUAAAUCGGCUUGCCAGAGUUGGUGCUUUCUGCAGUUGUCUUCUUCCUGAGAGCCUUCAAGUGACAACUGUUAAACAGCUUCCUGAGUACCAUCCUUGUACAGAAGAAGAUGGGAGUGGGUCAUCUACGACGCCCCAUGAACCAACUGAAAGCGAUGACGGAGAUCAAGAUAACAAGCACUUGUUGUCACCUCCAGUCGGAAGUCGUGAAGUUGCUUUUAUAAGGGAAACCCAAAGGUGAAAAACAUGCUGUCUGAAUGAAGCUGGAUUGAAGUACUUGCAGGGGAUUCAAUUUGUGUACUAUUCGUUUAUUAAGGGGUUAUUGAUUCGUCCAAAGCAGCCACUGCUCAAAUUCUCCCAUUUGCUUGCUAUAUGAAUUGCUAGUUCACUGAUUUUUCGUGCCUUCUGCUUUUGGUUAUUAAGGUUUCCUUUAGUGUGCAAGAUGUAUUAGUCAAAGUGACAGGAUUGUCAUCCAUUGAGCUGUGGCUUUGUUAGAGGUCAUAAUUUAUCCAUGUAACAUUGUGAGUUUGGAAGAUGAAAACAGGCCAGUAUUUGUGUAAAAUGAGGUACCUUUUGAGUUAUUUAGUACCAGAAACUCAUCAUCAGUUGCAAUUUGAAUAGAAAAAAGUCAGAUACCUUGUUCUUUGAUUUA
This is a messenger RNA of Capsicum annuum, 1101 nucleotides long. Its product is annotated as deSI-like protein At4g17486. Gene Ontology annotation, molecular function: deubiquitinase activity. Gene Ontology annotation, biological process: protein deubiquitination. The record is from RefSeq and is a predicted model, not a curated record. Lineage: Eukaryota; Viridiplantae; Streptophyta; Magnoliopsida; Solanales; Solanaceae.